GAUGCCCCGAUACGAUUCACAUUUUUUGUUUUGCCAAGAGCAGCCAACACAAAUAUCAACGACAACCCUUCGCCUCCCAUCUCUCUCUUUUUCUCUCUGGUUCCAGAUUCCUUUUUUUUUGUAUUUUGCUGUAUCAAUCCUGGAUCUCCUUCUAUUUAGCGUCUUCCUUGUUUGUAUGCCCGUACUCUGCUGUAUACGCAACUGGGCUGCAUCUGCGCCGCGCCGCAAGGAGUCAAUUUGAAAGGUCAAAUCGAUUUUCCGGCCGUUCAACCGCCAAGGAAGUUUGGGUUCCGCUUCUCAUUGGUUUGGUGGAACUAAAUCUGAUUUGUUUUGGCGGCUGUGCUUUUAUCGGACAAGACCUAGGGUUUUGGCUGAAUAGCAAUUGAGUGUUUUUAGUGUAUUUGGAAUAUUGGUCAGGCAUGCCAAGGAGUUCUAAGAGCAAAUCUCAUAAGCAGAGCAAGCACAGUUCGAAAGAGAAGAGGGAGUAUUCUGAUUCAGAGGAAGAUGUGAAGAUGAAGGAUAGGAGCAUUAAGGAGGAGAGUUCUGCUAGGGCUUCAAAGGAUUUGGGCCAUUCUGUUUCUGGUGAUAAGCGGAAAUUUUCUUCUCAAGCCAGAGAAGGGAGAGAAGGAAAAGAUCUGAGCAAUUAUGGGAAUGGGGAGGUCACCGAGGAGUAUGUUUCAUCUAAGCGGCGGAAGGAAAAGGGUGACGGUGGUGUUAGCAGUGAUAGAUGGAAUGGUGGUAUGGAUGAAAGUGUUGACGAUAGGCAUGUGGAGAAGGAGGGCAAGGCUGGAAGUUCAAAAAAUGACCAGGAAAAGGUAUUGAGGCAGAAGGAAGCAAAAGUUUCGGGUGAUUCAAGGAGUAGAAGUAGUAAGAGGCAUGAGAGUGGAAGCGGAGGCGUGAAAAAGGAGGAGAUUUCAGUGUCAGGAAUGGAGAGAGAAGAUGCUAAGAGCGGAAAGAGUAGUGAGUCAAGGAAGAAAACAGAAGUAGAUUCUGUUCGAAAAGAGAGCACCACUUUAAAAGAAAAGGAUCAUGGGUCAGAAAGGGAGAGGAAGCGCGAAACUGACAUAGAAAAGAAGCAAAGGUCUCAGUCAGGGGAUGUUGGUGAGGAGAAGCAGGGAAAACACCUUAAAGAACAUACUGUUGUUACAGAUCGUUCAGUACGGAGUGAAGUGCGUCAUUCUGAUCUAGAUAGAGAUGCCGAGAAAAAGAUGCGAAAGAGACAUGAUAGUUCUGGUGAUCGAGAUAGAUAUGAUGGUGAUGACCAAAAUGAUGAGAAGCAGAUGUCUUCAAGAGCUGGAGACCGCAUUAAAGAUGAUAGACACAGAGAUUCAAAGCAUAACGAUGGAGGCUAUAGAGACAAGUACCGGGAAGAUGGUGAUAGAGAUGAGAGGCAUAAUAAGGAAGAGAAGUACGAAACUGAUAAGGACAGAAGAAGGCGUGAAGAUAAGUACCGGGAAGAUGGUCAUAGUAGUAGAGAUAAUAGACGUAAAGAUGGCAAAUACCGUGAUGAUGGUGAUAGAGAUACCAGAAAUAGGGAAGAAAAAUAUCACCAGCAUGAAGAUAGAGAUAACAGACACAAGGGGUACCGAGUAGAAGUAGAAAGAGAAAGUCGGCAUCGAGAUGAUAAGUAUCGUGAAGAUAACGAUAGGGGUGGAGAUGAUAAAUACCUUGAAGACAGAGACAAAGAGAAGGAUGUUAAGCGUCGUGUUGAUAGAUAUCGUGAAGAUGGCGAGGAAGAUAGACCGAGGGACAGUAAAUAUGGAGAAGAUGUUGAGAGAGAUGAUAGGCACAAUGAAAAAAAGUAUCAAACGGAUUUUGAGAAGGCUAGUAUGCACCGGGAAGGAAAGUACGGAGAAGAUUACGAUAAAGACAAAAGGCUGAGGGAUAUGAAGUACACAGAUGAGCUCGCCCUAAGAGAUCGCUCAAGAGAUAGAUCUGAUGCAAAGCAUUCAAAAGAUGAGACUCAUGCCACAGACAAUCAUUCUAGGAAAGUAGAUGUACAUGAGAACAGCAGCCCCAAUUAUGAUGAUCGGGCAUCUAGGUAUAGAGAUGAUCAAGGAAGGAGAAGAGCCGACGAUAAGGAGGAUCGCAAUGAUUCUAGAUUUCAAAGUUCCAAAGAGCAGUAUGACUUAGAGAAGCGGGCUGGAACUGUUCCUCGGCUGGAAACUGCUACUGACCGUGGGAAAUCUUCCUCGAGGAAUAGUGAUCUAGAGCGAAGUUCAAACCAUAGCAGGAGAAGAAGUUCACCUGGUAGUGGCCCUUUUACUGCAAGAGAUCAUUAUAGGCAAUCCAAGCAAGAAGAUCCGAAGUACAGGGAUCAUAUUUAUGAGGAAAGGGUUCGGAGAAAUAGAGAUUAUUCUGGAUCUGCUGGAGUGCUGGAUAAAAUUACUUCAACUCGGUCUGCAGAAAAAGCUACUCAAAAGGAUGACAACUAUUUAUUAGAUGGUUCAGCUGAAAGACGCCUGAAAUCUGAUCCCCGGAACACUUCGAAUCCAGUGCUGGAUAAGUCCCCUUCAUCAACAAGUAAUGAUCGCAGGCAUCUAGGUAGACCUGAAGUUAAGAGGAGUCUCGAAGUAGAAGAUUUUGCGCUGAGAAGUGGCUUGAAGGAUGCCAAGGAUUUCUCUGGGAGGGAAGGUAGAGGAAAUCGUGAUCUGCCUGUGGAAGCAUUUGCAGGGGACGAACUUGUCCAUCCAGAUGGAGACACUUUAUCUGUUUCUUCACCUUUUGUCAGGGGCGUCCCAGGAGGCAGCACAAGGUUGCCCCCUCUUCUCCCAUUUCGUCCUGGAGUUGAUAAUCCUUCAGUGGUUGGAUCUUCUGAAGACGAUUGUAGGGGCAAGCCAGGCAGCCGGCAUAGAAGGGGUGGUGUUGAGUCAAAUGCUGGGAGAUUCCAAGGAAAUUCUUGGAGAGGGGUCCCAACUUGGCCUUCCCCUGUUGCUAAUGGUUUCAUCUUCCAACACAGUCCAGCUCAUGUCACUUUUCCUCCAGUGAUGCAACAGUUUCCUUCCCCACCCAUGUUUGGUGUGAGGCCCUCUAUGGACUUGAAUCACUCUGGACUCCCUUACCAUAUGCCUGAUGCUGAUAGAUUUUCUAGCCAUGGACGCCCUAUAGGGUGGCGAACUCCUAUGGACACUUCUUGCUCUCCAUUUCAUACUUGGGAUUCUAACAGCUCGGUUGUUGGUGAUGAGACUAACAUGUAUGGGAGGCCAGAGUGGGACCAGUAUAGGAACAUGCCAUUGACUAGGAACUGGGAGCAUGCUAGUGACAUGUGGAAGGGGGGGGCAAACAGGAGUGCAAGUGUGGAGUUGUCAUCUGCCUCUCAUAAAGAGGCUAAUUCAGGUCAGGGUCCAGUUGAUGAAUCUUUGACUUGCCAAUCUGUCCAGCAAUCUCAGUGUGAACAAAAGCAUGCUGACCUUGAGGCCGAGAGCAAGACUUUUAGUCAGUCAAGUGAUGUGGAGAAGAAUAAUAAUACUGCAGAAGGUUUGAAGAUUCUACCUCAUGAAACAUGUGGUAGUGAUUCCAAAAUGUCAAGGAAGGAUGACACUUGUUUUUGCCUGGCCUACCUUUCCAAACUCGACAUAUCGUCUGAUCUUACUGAACUAGAAUUGUAUGAAAAAUGCACAAGCCUUUUACUCACAGAUCAGAUCAUGGUGGUGGCUGAUGCAGAUGCUCCUAGAAUGUUGUAUCUCGAGCCUGUGGUAGAAGGUAAGGCCGCUGUACAAAGUAGAUCAGCAAAUACAUCACUUAUAGCUGCUGCAAGUGUUUCUGUUCUUGAGAAAGCCUUUUCCCAGUACAAGGAGGAGAGAGUUGAUGUCAAAGUCUUAAACAUACAGAGUAAGACUUCUGUAGUACCCCCGGAUGAAGGAAAAGCUUUAUCUGAAGAUGUUGCUGAAGGGGCGGCGGCGGCGGCUUUAGUUGGUGGACUCGAGGCCAAGAAAUUAUUGCAUCCUAACCCUCAUGGGGCUGUGGUCCAAGUUAGUCAUCAGAAGGCAGCAGAAACUGAGAUUGAACGGAUGGUACAAAACCCAGAGCAACCAACAAUAGAAAGAGUAAUAAGCAUGGAGGUGGAUGUGGUUUCAAAUAUAGCAGACGAGCAUGGUGUUGAGGGGGACGGUAAGCCUCUGGCAAUUGUGGAAGCAGGAGGAGAGCCUUGUGAGGUAAUGUUGACUACAACUACUACUACAACAGGCAAGGCUUUAGGCAAUCACUCCCUUAAAACUGACUCUCCUCUGCUUUGUCCCAAUGUUGUUUCAUCUGAUGAGGCGUAUGGGGUAGGGAAGCCUGUAGAGUCGGAGUCAGUAAUCUUAAGUCGGAUACAUCAUUCUCCUGAAAGUACACAUUGACACAUUUAUAUUUUCCGUUUUAUUUUAUUUUUUUCUGGAAAUGCCUAUUUCAUCAUCAUCCUCUCUGUGCUUUGUGGUGGUUUAUCUUUGCUAUCAAUAAAAACUAUUGAGCUCU
Messenger RNA from Cuscuta campestris, 4455 nucleotides. Lineage: Eukaryota; Viridiplantae; Streptophyta; Magnoliopsida; Solanales; Convolvulaceae. The record is from the annotation of a GenBank genome assembly.